Siniperca chuatsi (mandarin fish) is the source of this 4521-nucleotide messenger RNA. RefSeq names its product AF4/FMR2 family, member 3 (gene aff3). Gene Ontology annotation, cellular component: nucleus; super elongation complex. Lineage: Eukaryota; Metazoa; Chordata; Actinopteri; Centrarchiformes; Sinipercidae. Gene Ontology annotation, biological process: regulation of gene expression. The record is from RefSeq and is a predicted model, not a curated record. Bases 171 to 3878 code for a protein of 1235 amino acids. The transcript is spliced from 19 exons.
CAUCGCCCUCUGUCUCCCUCUGUGACACACAGACUCUCCCGCAGCUGCACGGCGGAUCCACGGAAGAGCCGGUCUGACCAGCGUCACGGACGGGCACCGUGUCCGCUGCUCUUAACGCGAGUCCUCACUGGCAUGGACACCGGUGGAGAUCACUGACCAAUCCAGGAACCAUGCCUACUGUCCUCGGUGGCAAAGGGAAACUUUCCAUUGUCUGCUUUUUACUCCGAUGCGCAUAUUCUCAGGUGACAAGAAGCCAACACAACAGCUGUGCCAAAGAUACUCUGGAGGACAUGACUCAGUCCUGGACGUCCCAGCAAGCCUUAGGGGGUGACCAGGCCCAACAAAUCCUCUACAACCCUAAGGAAGCAAAACUACCGACUACACAACAAAGACAAAGUCGGGGGGAUGUUCAGCUGCGAAUGACCCGUCACCCUCGUGUGGCACCUCAUAAAUCCAUGCUUGCUGAUGACCUGAAGCUGAGCAGUGAUGAUGAUGACACUGAAAGGGCAACUCAUGAUUCAGCUUCCUGGGAUGGACACAGCCUGUCAGCAAAGCGAGCGCACACACAUGGCAGGCGGGUGAGACAUUCCAGCUCGGACUCUUCAGGCUCAGACUCCACUGCUGAGUCGGGCAGCAGCAGCCUUCACUCCCGGAGCCCCAGCAGGAGUCCAGAAGUUCACCCACAUCCUGCGUCGCCUGCCAACACACAGCCACCAUGCAACAGCAAGGAGACUGAUCCCCCCUCUGCUGCCCAGUGGCAGUUGGAUAAAUGGCUGAAGAAGUCCCGGAAAAAAUCUGCCAGUAGUGAACAGGACCCCUCUCAGAGCAUUCCAGGACGCCUUCCCUCUCCCCGCACCCAAAGAGCCCCAUCUCCAGCCAGAUCCUGGAACAGCAAUCGGGAAUACAGCCCUAGCCAAAGCCCUAUUCCCAGCCCACAGUUCAAUUACAGCCACAACAACAGCCCCCUACCUAGCCCUGGUUAUAGCUUCUGCCCUAGCCCCAGCCCAUUUCCUAGCACCUGCCCAAGUCCAAGCCCUAGCCCGAGGCACAGCCCUAUCCCCAGUCCAGUUCCAAGUGUUUGCCCCAGUCCGUGUGGGAGCCCGAGAGCCAGCCAUAGUCCUAUACCUAGAGAACCUCCAAGAAGCCCCAGUCCCAGCCUUCCUGCUUCUUCCAGGGUCCGUCACUACCCUGAGGUUCAGAGUCAGAACCAAACACAACCUAGCCUAACAACCACUCCCCACAGGACAAAAAAUAGGUCAUGGAUUACCCCAUUGCCUAACACCGACACCAAGAGCAAGCCUACAAACAGUACUCAUACUCAGCCAACUCAUCAGCACAGGCCCAAGACUCGGCCCACACAGGACCAAGACCAAAGCCAAAGCAAAUCCAAGGUUUCUGCUGUUUUAAACUCUAACCAGAGUCACAGCCAUAAAUCUAGACCCAAGCCUAACAUUUAUCCAAGUUCUAAACAGCUCGCUGAGGCUCCCAAAGCCAAACACACAUCACAUUUUGAGCAAACCCAGAGUAGCAGAUCUAACCACAACUCCAACCACAAAUCCAGGCCUCUGUUUCAAGCUAGCUCCCAACAUAGCCCCGCAACAGCAAAGCACUUGGUCCCCACUAGUCGCGAAACCAACUCUGGUUGUUCCCAAUCUACCUCUAAAGCUGCUACUAAUUCUAAUACUGGGUUGAACUCUAGAUCAAACCCUAGUCUAAAACCUAGAACCAAGUCUUGGGAGGCUACAGCCCCAACUCCUGCGCAUGUUAACCAUACAAAAACAACACAGAAGAAAUCCCAGUCCAAGGAACAGGAGGUGGAACACAGAGGAGAUAAUCUGACCCAAGCAGAGGGGAGAAAACCAGAGAGAAAAGAGGACAGACAUAGGCAAAAACAACAAGGGAAACAGGAGAGAAAGGAAGACAGGAGGCUGGCGGAGGAGCAGCUACUGAGACGUCCCUGGAUCGAGAGUUCGGCGGAAGAAGAGGAGGAGGAAGAGGAGGAGGAGGGAGUGAUAGAGAGGCAGAGAAGGAGAGAGAAGACAGCAAGAGGGGAAAACAGGAGGAGGAGGGAGCAGCAACAUAGACGCGAAUGGCAAACAGUCCAGGCCAAACAGAGACAGCCUGCCAACACAGAGCGACACAGCCUUCAAGACGACUCGCACCACCAGGGGAGGACAAAAAAGGGAGGGAGAAGUGAGGAGGAGAAAGAGUUACAGCAAGACCCAUCACCUCCUUCGUCACGUUCCCCAACUCCUCGUAGACGAUCCUCCUCAUCCUCUGCCUCCUCCUCUUCAAAGUCAGAUUCAGAAUCUGAAUAUCAGGCUCCGAUCACCAAAGUUCCAGCGGACUCUACCUCCCACAAGAGACUCCCCAAGAGAGGGCAACAAGGCCCAGGCAGACCUGAUGCCAACAGGCCAAAGGUGGUGCACCCCAGAGGACCCACCUCAGGUAAUCCAAGUGAGGAGCAGCAGAGUGUGGGGAAGAAAAAACUCUACACCCUGGUCCCAUUUGGGCGAGGUGACAAGGCUACAGCGUCUUCCCAGCGAGGGCUUAGAAAUCUGGUGGUGCAGAUAGACCUCUGUCUUCUCAAAAGGGUCCCAGACAGCACUACUAGUUCCACUUUAAAAAAAUCCUCCUCUUCUCCCUCCUCUUCAUCGACCAAGAACAAGCAAAGAGAGGCUAUGAAACACCUGUCUGUCCCUGAGACUCUGACGAAAGACAGCAAAAGGAAACGCAAGUUGGAGAAUGGUGUGUCACAGAGAGAAAGCAAGAGGAGUAUUCCUCAUGCAAAUGACCUCUCAGGCUGCACUGAGUCUUCAUCUCACACAGCAGAGCUCAACUUUGUGACUGAGACCACACACAACGGGUACUUGGAAGAGUACUUGGACAGCAAGAGGCCAUUGUCUCCCCUGUCUCCACUGUCCGACAGCCCCGAGUCCAACAAGCCUCCCCCCAAAACAAAGACCUCGGAGCAGCAUCACGUCCAUGUCCACAAGAACAGAGACAAGAAUAGAGAUUCUGCUAUAAAGCCCAAGAUGGAGGUGGAAUGUGUAAAAGUGUCAAGGCAGCCCCAACCACCAUCCGAGUCCUGGGGCCCUGCAGGACACAGGGGGGCCAUGCCAAACCAUGAAAUUCCACAUCAUGCUGAGUACUACUUACAUGAAGCUAAAAGGAUGAAGCACCGUGCAGACGCAAUGGUGGACAAGCUGGGGAAGGCUGUGAAUUACAUUGAUGCCGCUCUCUCCUUCAUGGAAUGUGGAAAAGCAAUGGAGGAAGGGCCACUAGAGGCAAAGUCUCCUUAUACCAUGUACUCAGAGACAGUAGAGCUUAUUAGGUACGCGAUGAGGCUGAAGAGCCACACUGGCCCUGGGGCGAGACAGGAAGACAAACAGCUGUCGGUUCUGUGUUUCCGAUGCCUUGCCCUCCUUUACUGGCAAAUGUUUCGUUUAAAGAAGGACCAUGCACUGAAAUACUCCAAAGUUCUGCUGGACUACUUUAAGAGUUCUCCCAAAGUGCCUUCUACACCACCCGAUUGGAAUGACUCUGGGAAGGAUACAGGAAGACCCCCUUCCUCACUCUCCCCUGAUGCCAAACACCUCAGACGGGGUUCGCACGGGGGCAGCGCCUUCCCUUCUCUCAUAAGCAUUCCCCAACGUAUCCACCAGAUGGCAGCAAAUCACCUGAACAUUACCAACAGUGUCCUGUAUAGCUAUGAGUACUGGGAGGUGGCAGACAACCUUGCAAAGGAGAAUAAAGAGUUCUUCAACUACUUGAAUACUUUGUCUGGGCCAUUGACUCUUCACAGUAGCAUCGCUCACGCAGUCCAAUACACCAGACAGGCUCUUCAGUGGAUACGCAUUAGUGCCAAACUUAACUAACAAGGAGAGGAUUUACUUUAACCUGCCCACUGGAUCUUAGAAGAGACAAAAAUCUGGAUCUCUAUGCAGCUGACAGGACAGCACUGAUACCUACUGAGCUGUGUGAAAUGGAGUUGGAUGAAAUCCCAUGGAGCCUGAUCAUCCUCAUAGGAUGCCGGGGUGCUCGCCAUCCGAGUCUUAUAAAGCAUUCUGAAGGAGCAAUCUCUUAACUUCUCACAGCUGAACUACAUGCACAUUCUUCCUCGUCAUUGGAUUAACCCGAAGAGUUGUGUGCGCUAUGGAUGUGAAGUCUUUAAUAAUUUGCCAAAUGUCCCAUGAGGACAGAAACAGUACUCUCAUACAGUUGUGUGUGCAAUUUCAUGUGUGAAGCCUUUUUCAUACUUUGGAUUUAAUCAUUAUCAAGCGGAUUGUUUCUCUGGGGCCAAAACAGAAGAAGAUGUUUUAAAAAGACCAACCAAUCAUAUACCACUUUCUCCAAAGUAGAAAACGUGUCUGCAUCAUUUUCUAAUGAAGGUUUUAAUGACUCCUCUUUUUAAAUCUCUGAUAUUUCCACGUUUAUGUGUUUUUACUGUGCAAUAUUUGAUGGAUCUGUUUUUAGAAAAAAAAAGAAAAAAUACAAGAGAAUAAAAUGUUGGUGAGUCUA